AUGACUACAAAAAAGAUUUCUAGCGUACCGCCCAUUGGGGUGCAGGCCACUGCCGUGGUUUCCGGUUCUUUUUUGACAGGUGCUAUGGUGUGUCUCACCGGAGUUGUAAUUCCCGUCUUCCUUGACACUGACGCUGAGUCGGCCCAUCUACUUCGCCACUGGGUCCGUCUGUAUCAUUAUGGCCAUAUUUACAUGCCUGUGCUAUGUAUAGCAACCGUUGGGCUAUAUGGAUAUUCAUCUCUCCGACUAAAGGGAUGGAAUAGCCAACAUUGGACCACUUACGCGGCUGCCGCUGCCACGACAAUCGCAAUGGUGCCUUUCACAUGGGUGUUCAUGGCUCCUACCAACAACAUCUUGUUCGGCUGGGAAGAAAUGGCAACAGCAGGAGCGCCGGUGGCAGAAUUGGAUGCCGUGCGGAAAGUCGUGGUGAAAUGGGCUUGGUUGCAUCUUGCGCGUUCAGUGUUCCCCUUGAUUGGCGUAAUCGUGGGUUUCACUGGGAUCCUGCAAGAGCGACUCCACACCUCCACCCCUUGCGCGUUUUUCACCCACAAGAGGGACCCUCUUAUGCCUGUCAUUAUCAACCCGUCUGUCUUAUGUCCGUGA
Messenger RNA from Talaromyces stipitatus ATCC 10500, 603 nucleotides. RefSeq lists its product as uncharacterized. The transcript has 3 exons. NCBI's taxonomy places the organism in Eukaryota, Fungi, Ascomycota, Eurotiomycetes, Eurotiales, Trichocomaceae. The record is from RefSeq and is a predicted model, not a curated record. The coding region runs from base 1 to 603 and encodes 200 amino acids.